CGCCCCCGCCGCUUCCGCAGCGACGCUGGCGCUAUGUGGCGGGCGGGGGCGGCGGGCGCGGUUCGCGCCGCGGGACGGGCGGCGGCGCGGGGGAGCGGCGGCACCGGGGGCGCCCCGAGGGUGGGCACGGCCGCCGCCGGUCGCGGCCGCACGCAAUUACAGUAUUCUUCAGAUGUGAAGAGCAGGACUGUUCGGUUCAUGAAUUUGAGAAGUGCAGGAACUCUGAGUGACACAAGCUCUUUAGAUGAGACCACUUAUGAAAAACUGGCCGAAGAAACACUGGACUCCUUAGCAGAUUUCUUUGAGGACCUGACAGAUAAGCCUUUUACCCCAGAAGAUUAUGAUGUCUCUUUAGGGAGUGGAGUACUAACAGUUAAAUUAGGUGGUGACAUGGGAACAUAUGUAAUCAAUAAGCAAACACCAAACCGUCAGAUCUGGCUGUCCUCACCCACUAGUGGGCCCAAGCGCUAUGACUGGACUGGACGGAAUUGGGUGUAUUCUCAUGACAGAGUAUCCCUUCAUGAACUACUAUCAAAAGAAUUUUCAACAGCAUUAAAAACUAAAUUGGAUUUAUCCUGUUUAAUAUAUUCUGGGAAAGAAGAUACUUGAUGACAUUCUACCUCAUGGAAGUUUAAAGACUUUAACAUCAAGCAAAGCCCUUUCUUCGUUUCUGAAGUACCUGAGCUUAAUUUUGUUGGGUUUUUUGGCAUCAAUAUGUUGUGCAACAAAAAUGAAAAUAAUAUAUUUUUCGUCUAGUGUUCAGUC
Pseudopipra pipra is the source of this 765-nucleotide messenger RNA. RefSeq names its product frataxin (gene FXN). The record is from RefSeq and is a predicted model, not a curated record. Gene Ontology annotation, molecular function: ferroxidase activity; ferrous iron binding; 2 iron, 2 sulfur cluster binding. Bases 34 to 609 code for a protein of 191 amino acids. Gene Ontology annotation, cellular component: mitochondrion. Gene Ontology annotation, biological process: iron incorporation into metallo-sulfur cluster; intracellular iron ion homeostasis. The transcript has 5 exons. NCBI's taxonomy places the organism in Eukaryota, Metazoa, Chordata, Aves, Passeriformes, Pipridae.